Messenger RNA from Prunus avium (sweet cherry), 1086 nucleotides. Lineage: Eukaryota; Viridiplantae; Streptophyta; Magnoliopsida; Rosales; Rosaceae. The record is from RefSeq and is a predicted model, not a curated record.
AUGGGUAGACAUUUCGAAUGCUAUGCGUGGAUUACUGUUUCCCAGUCUUAUGUGAUUGAAGACUUACUUAGAAGAUUGAUCAAAGAAUUCUGCAAAGCAAAGAAGGAAGAGGUCCCUGCAGACAUGAAUGCCAUGAGUUAUAACGAAUUGCUGGAGAUUUUGGUGAACUACUUGGAGACUAAAAGGUACCUAGUUGUAUUGGAUGAUGUGUGGGAUGUCCACCUUUGGGAGAAAAUAAGGUUUUCAUUUCCAGAUAAACAACUUGGAAGUCGAGUCAUGCUUACAACUCGAAGAGAAGACAUAGCAUCCUCUUCUUUUGGAGUUGAAAGCCAUGUUCACAAGAUUAAACCGCUGGAAAGGGGUGAUGCGUGGGAGCUCUUCAGCAUGAAAGCAUUCUCAAGUUACCCUAACAAAUCUUGUUCAACAGAAAUUCUGCCAUUAGCUCGGGAACUUGUGGAGAAGUGUGAUGGCCUACCUCUUGCGAUCGUAGCCUUGAGUGGUCUUAUGUCUUCUAAGAAGUCACUUACAGAGUGGGGCAAAAUCUACAACAGCUUAAAUUGGCAUUUAACAAACAAUCCUUUGCUAGAACCUAUGAAGAGCAUCUUGUUGUUUAGUUUUAAUGAUUUGCCAUACCGACUGAAACAAUGCUUUCUAUAUUUUUCCCUUUUCCCUGAAGAUUAUGUUAUCGUAAAUAAAAGGCUCAUUAGAUUGUGGAUCGCUGAAGGAUUUGUUGAACAUGAGAAAGGCACCAUGCCAGAAGAAGUUGCUAAUAGCUAUAUUAUGGAACUCAUUUUUCGUAACAUGCUACAGGAAAUGAUUCAUGAAAACCAACCAGCAUGUAAGAUGCAUGAUCUUAUGCGGGAGAUUGCUCUGUCAAUAGCAGAAAAAGAAAAGUUUUGUGUCGUUCAUGAUGGGAGUGAAACAAUGGAAGCAACCGGGGCCCUCCGUUUGUCAAUUCAAACAACUAUUGGAGAAAUUGGACCACGUACAAAGCAGUUUAUGGAGUCCAUGAAAGAAGGAGGUGUGGAUCAUCCGAGGAUGCUACUCGUCGACGAGAGAUGUAAGAAAUAUACGUAAGUAUCUUUU